UAUAUAUUUUCUAUUGGCAUCUCGCAACAAGACAAUUUAUUAAAUCAUAGUAAUUUACUUUUUUCUCAAUUAAAGCAAAGGGCAGAGGAAGUCAAAACAAGGCUUAAAUACGAACUUUUUGUAAAAUAAUUGAUGUAUAUUCUAACACUUACAUGCCUAUCAAAAUAUUAUUUUUAAUUUAUAUUUAGUUAUUAAUUAAUUUUAAUUUUAUUAUAAAAUUCUAACGGUGAGAAACAAACAUAGAAUUCAACUAAAAAAAACUUGAUAUUAAGUGUAUCGACUUUUUAUAUAAAAUCGAUUAUAAAGUGAGCAACAAAAAAUCAUAAAAUGCAGCUAAUGUCAGAAAAACAAUUACGAAGCAACAAAAUUUGAUUUAAAUAUCUCAUUAUGUCAUCUGGCUGAACAAAAUUUAAAGUAAAAUUUAAUUCCAUAAUAAAAAAUGGUUAUUACUACCAAUACAAAUUUUUAUUAAAAUUAUCAGAUAAUAUAAUGGAUUCUGUACAAGCUAGAGAUCAGAUAUAUAGGAGCUGACACUUAACAAAGACGAAAUAAACAUUAAAACUGAAGAAAACUAUAAUUCAAUAAUGGACACACGAUUCUUUAAAUUUUAACAUUAAAUAAUCAAAAAUAACUAAUACAGUUAAGAAAACGCAAUAGAGAGAUGCAUAAAAUUCAAUUAAUCAGUAAUUAUCGUAAUUAUAAAAAGCAGAACAAAAUGCACAAAAUUAAAUAUGUAAAAGACAUUAUACAAGAUUUGGAAAACUAUGGACCAGCUAGUUUAAUACACAUUGCUAUUUUGAGUAACAUAAUUAAGAGACCCAUUAAUAUAUGGAAUGCUAAUGGUAGUUUAAAUAAGACCAUCGGAAAACAAAAAUUGGGACAAUCUGUAGAUAUUGAAUAUCAUGCAAACAGUUCGGAACAAAUUGGUCACUGGACCCUAAGAGAUAGCAAAGAUCCCGAUAACGUUAUUAUUGAUUUAAACAGCUGUCUGUUUUCGGUGAUCGGUUCUCAAAUCGGGCAAAAUCCAUUAAAACUUCGUAAGUGGACUGUGUUAAAACUAAAGAACAAUUUUCAGAAUUUGGCCAAAUGGUUAGAUAAAAUUCAGUGGAAGAAGGGUGCAGAAAUAUUUUUUAUGAUUGGCGGAGUAAACGGACACGGACCUGAAAGUCCGAGAAAAAGUCCCGGAAAAAAAAGUCCGAGGAAAAGUCCCGGAAAAGAAAAUCCGAAAAAAAGUCCCGAAGAAGAAGGGUACUCAAAAAGGUACCCUAAACACAACACGCCAGAACACGCUAAAAAUAUUUUGAAUAAUUCAGAAGGCAAAUUAAGCGAAGGUGGUGAUGAGAAAAAGUAUUGGACAAUAGGUCAAUCUAGAACGCGGCAUCUCGUAGGAGGAAGAAAUGGAGGUGUUGAAACUUGGACUAGGAAUAACCCGCAUAUAGGAAAAUUUGCUUUUUUGACGGAAGAAGACCAAAAUUAUGUCACUCAUAGAGCAUUGCUAUCAAAAUCGGGUCAAGAAGCACUACAUAAACUUAACGAUGCCAUUGAAUAUAAAGUAGAGAUACCUGUUUCAGAAUUAGUAGAACCAGAUAUCUCAUUUCCUCAAGCAAGCCGGUGGUAUAAGGGAAUAGAACUACAUGGUUUAGAAGACAUCAAAUUUGUCAAUAUGCUUUUAAGACAUCAAAAAGAUAAACGAGACAAGAUAGAUGAAGAGCCUUUUAUAGUUUAUAUUUAUCCAAUCACAGGUACAAGAUUCAGGUACCCAUCAAAUAACCAGGUAGAGGAUGCCAAAAGAAUUCUGGAUAAAUCAGAAGGCAAAUUUAGCGCACCUGAUAAAGAAAUUGAAGGUAAAAAAGAGGAAGAUGAAGAUGAAGAUGAAGAUGAAGAUAAAGAUAAAUAUCAAGGCCAUUCUAGACAAAGGCAUGUCGUAAAAAGAAGAAAUAAUGCGGAAGGUGUCGAAGCUUACACUAAAAAUUAUCCAUGUGAAUCAAAAUCUGCUUUUCAGACAGAAGAAGACCAAGAGUAUGUAACUCAUAGGGCAUUGCUAUCAGAACAGGGUCGACGAGCAUUAUAUGAACUUUACGAAAGAGAUGUAAUUUUAUUACGCGUACCCGUUACAGAAAUGGAAGAACCAGGUGUCCCAUUUCCUAAAGGAACCCAUUGGCAUAAUGGAAUACAAAUAGAUAACAAUAAAAAAGAAAUCGAAUCUGUCGAUAUAUAUUUAAGACAUCAGAAAGAUAAACGAGAAAACAAAAAUGAAGAACCUUUCAUACAUACUUGUUACCCAAAUUUUAAAGAUAUAAAACAAAUAAAAUGUAGAUUUUAUACACACCUUAAAUUAGCAAAACAAAAAGUGGAAAAAGGAGAGUACUCACAAAGGUACCCAUCACACAACACGAAACAACACGCUAAAGAUAUUCUGAAUGAUUCAGAGAACAAACCAAGCGAACGUCUUAAGACAGAAAUUGAAUAUUUGACAACAGGUCAUUCUAGAACGUGGCAUGUCGUAGAAGGAAGAAAUGGAGGUGUCAUAACUUGGACUAGGAACAAUCCAGGUGUAGGAAAAUAUGCUUUUCAGACAGAAGAUGAACAAGAUUAUGUCACUCAUAGGGCAUUGCUAUCAAAAACGGGUCAAAAAGCAUUAUACUUACUUGCGGCAGCCACUAAAAUUGAAGAAACGAUACCUGUUUCAGAAUUAGUAGAACCAGAUGUCGAAUUUCCUACAGCAAGCCGAUGGUAUAAUGGAAUAAAAUUACAUGGUGAUGAAGAAAUCAAAUUUGUCAGUAUACAUUUAAGACAUCGUAAAGGUCAACGAAGGAUCAGAAAUGCAAAGCCUUUUAUAGCUCAUAUUUAUCCAAUCACAGGUACAAGACUAAGGUACCCAUCAAACAGCGAGAUAAACGAUGCUAAACAAAUUCUGGAUAAUUCAGAAGGCGAAUUUAGCGCACCUGAUAAAGAAAUUGAAGGUAAAGAAGGGGAAGAUAAAGAAGAAAAUCGAGGCCAUUCAAGACAAAGGCAUGUCGUAGAAAGAAAAAAUAAUGCGGAAGGUGUCAAAGCUUACACUAGAAAUAAUCCAUGUGAGUCAAGAUUUGCUUUUCUGACAGAAACAGACCAAGACUAUGUCACUCAUAGGGCAUUGCUAUCAGAACAGGGUCGACGAGCACUAUAUGAACUUUACGAACAAGAUGUAAUUUUAUUACGCGUACCCGUUACAGAAAUAAAAGAACCAGGUGUCUCAUUUCCUAAAGGAACUCAUUGGUAUAACGGAAUACAAAUAGAAGGUGUAAAAGAAAUCGUAUUUGUCGAAAUACAUUUAAGACAUCAGAAAAAUAAACGAGAAGAAAAAGAUGCAAAGCCUUUUAUACUUAAUAGUUACCCAAUUCUUAAAAAUAUACAACUUUUGAAAUGUCCAGUUGAAAAACACCGUGAAUUAGAAGAAAAAAAAGAAGCUAAAAUUACUCGUAAAAGCGCCCUUGCAACUACAUCUAAAACUGCAUCUGCAACUACAUCUGAAACUGCUUCUAAAACUCCUAAAAUUGCUCUUAAAUCUGCUACUGGAACUAUUCAUAAAACUGGUCGUGUAACUACUCCUGAAAUUGUUUCUAAAAUUAAUCCUACAACUGCCUCUGCAACUACAUCUAAAGCUGCUUUUAAAACUCCUCCAAAAAUUGCUCUUAAAUCUGCUACUAGAACUAUUCCUAAAACUACUAAAAUUGCUCCUACAACUGCCUCUGCAACUACAUCUAAAACUCCUUCUAAAACUCCUCCUAAAAUUGCUCUUAAAUCUGCUGCUGGAACUAUUCGUAAAACUAUUAAAACUGCUUCUAAAACUGCCUCUGCAACUACAUCUAAAACUUCUUCUAAAACUCCCCCUAAAAGUGUUCUUAAAUCGGCUGCUAAAACUACUUUUAAAACUACUUCUAAAUCUGCUUCUUAAAUUACUUCCAAUACUGCUUUUUAAACUGCUCCUAAAACUGCUCCUAAAAUAAUAGAAAUAAGAAGUUCUAACUAAGGAGUGGGGAGCGGGUUGCAACGGUGGUACUUGUAAGCGGGGCAUGAUAUCACGCGGCACCUAUCAAAAUACACAUACAUAUAAAAAUGCACAUAUAAUACACAUGUAAUACAUAUAAAAUAUAAAAUACGUAUAUUUAAAUAAAUAUAAAAUCCCAUGGGUAUGGAAUUUUAUAUUUAUUUAGUAAUUUAUGGCAUUUUUUUACAAGUCUGAUGUGUCGUAGUCAAAGAGGCACUAACGCUAAGGAGCAGACCGCAUCAUGAUAUGCAAUAACUGUACUUGAUUUAUCAAUAAAAUACCAUUAUAAAAAAAUAAUACGGGUCAAAAGUAAAAUGACAUAUGGGAAGCAUUUUUAUCUGUACAACUUUACUUCUAUCCUUACCUCUACAACCGUACAAUUAAACGCAAAAAUCGCACAAAUAAACAUAAAGUUUAUAAUAAAAAACCGUUUAAUAAUGAAUGUAAUAUAUUGAUUAUAAAUUUAAUUAAUUUUAAAAUAUAAAAAAAUAAAAUGUAUUUAUAAAAUAAGCAAUAAAAUUGAGAACAGCCAAGUGAGCAAAAAAAUCAUAUCCUUUUUUUUAUUAUCAAGAAAAUAAUAAAAAAAACUAAUUACAAAAUAAUGUAUAAAUUUGUAUAAAAGCAAAAUCCUUGAAAGGUCGUCAGUAAUAAUUUGCAAAAAUUUUUUAAUCGCUUUCUUCCUGUAACGAUUCUCUUUGCAUUAUCUCUGUCUCUCGUCUGUACGCGAUGUCUCCGAUCGCACAUCCAUAAACAGUUUUAUUAUUCCGACUCUUUCUCUCUUUUAUCCGUUGCAUUCACUCGUUUUGAUUUAUGUGUUAAACAAUAAUAAUUAUGCUUAUAUAAUUUAAUUUUUUUUAAUUAAAUACUUAAAUUUUAGUAAAUGUAAUAAUUUUAUUAUAAUAUUUUACAUGAAAGUCGUCUAAAGAGUACAACAUGAUAGUUUUAAUAAAACAACGGUUAAAAAUUUUGAUGCUUAAAAGUAAUAUUAUACCAAAAUAUUAUAAUAAAUAAACAAUAUUAGUACAUUAAUUAUAUCAACCGAAGUAUGUUUAAACAUAUCACUGAAUUGUGGAUCGCCUAUCGGUUUGUGGAUCUUAGUAAUAAAAUAUAAUUCUUUUAUUAACAUAAAUUCCUUAGCUUUAUUUUAAACUAUGCGCCAAGAGGUUUCUGCUUAGUAACUGCAGUAAGUUAGAAUGAAAAAAAAUAUAUUUAUCCUACUUUAACUGUUGCAGCAGUGCAUCGAGAAAGGCCUUGUGAUUCAAAUCUGACGAAACGCUUUAGCGCAAAUUUUAAAAUAAAGCUAAAAAAUUUAAUUCAAUAGAAAAAUUAUAUUUAUUAAGACCGGAGUAGACCGAUAGGCGAUCCAAAAUUCAUUGAUAUAUAAUAAAUAAAAAUAUAUUUUUUUAAACAAAAAUUAAAACUAUACAUAAAAUUCUUUAUGCAAACCCCAAUUAUGUCCAUCAAACGUAAUUUUACGUAAUUUUAUAAUAUUUUAAAAUUUAACAUUUUAAAAACAAAAAUAAUCUAAAAACAAAAAUACUUUUUUUGUGUGAUAUGUUGACACAUACAUUUUAUUCGUUUAAAUAAACAGAAACAAGGACAUAACAAAGAAAGGGUUACGUGAGUCAUGCGCGGAUUUUAAUACAUCAAAUACAUGUGAUAUUUAUGUAAUUUUACAUGGUUUUUUACUGUAUAGAAGGUAUCAAAUUAUUCAGUUAUUCAUUCAAACUACCUGUAUAGCACCGCAUUAAUGCACCAUAGCCUAGAUAUAAAUCAGCAACAUCGUUGUAAAGUAAAACACGUGUGGUAGGAAACAAAAAAGCUAGUAAAGUAGAAAUUCAGGAUGUCGCCGAAUAUAUUAAGAACAUGCCUUUAAAAGCCAACUGUCGCUGUAACUUCUGAGUUCAGCGCUACUUAAAAAUUUCUAAAUUCAUACGUCAACAAAUGACGGAGCAAUAAAUAAAAUAAUUGCCAUAAAUCGUUACGAGUUCACAUUGUCCUUUUAUGCCUUGAUUAAACAAGCCACCAUUGCUGCAACGAUGUUGAGUUUAUCUAGAACGCGCAGAUAUUACUACCUUCAAAACGACUUUUAUAUGCACCAAGCAGUACCAUGUAUGUAGAUAUUUUAUUAUGGUGCGUGUAUGCGUGCGGGCACCAUGUCAUCCGUGAAAUCACCAAUAAGUGAGACAAAAGAUGCGAAAAAAGCCAUCUGUCAAACAUCAUCAAUGGCAGCUAAUCUUUUUAUAUGUACAAGUAUGUCAAAUAUAUAAUCAAGAUGUAAUUUAUUAUUUUUCGUGCUUGCUUAUCUUCUUAGAAAGAUUUCGGUUAAACGUCCGAUUUGAGUUUAUGAAACGCUGAAUAUUUUAAUAGUCUAAGAGCUAGCUACAUAAAAAUAGCAUCAAUAAGCAUCGUGGAAUGUCUCUACCUAAAAAGGGUUCUUUGGUAUUGCCGAACACUAAAUCGCCAGUCUGCCUAAGCGGUCAGGAAGAAUAAGGCGGGGCUAAAGAUAGUUUUCACGACAAAACAAAAGAAUAAGAUUCAAGCAUAAAAUCUGCGAGAAUGUUUAGUGUUUAUUGAAACAAGAUGUCACAGUUAUUGGCAGACUGUUUUCUGGAAGAGGAAGAGUCGGCAAACUGCUUUAAAGUGGUGAAAAAUUAGCAGUAAAGAAAUCAUAAAAUUUAAAGAUAAAAAUUAAUAUUAAACAAUAAUAAUUGUUUAUACACCUAGAAAACAAUAUGCAAAAAGGCAGACUGAAAAGUGAAAGAUAACAUCGAUAUAGACUGCGAUGAAGAACGCGAAUCGUUUUCUAAACUAAAUAAUAGAAUCUCUUUUGCAUAUUGUUUUCUAAACUAAUAAUAGAAAUUUGGAUUCUGAGUUAAAUAACCAGAGUAUAUUACUACGAAAAUGUUUAAUAUGCAAUUGUAAAUAUUUUUUAGGUUCUUAAAAUUAAAAUAAUUAGAAUAAAUAGAAUAAAAUUAUAGAAUAAUGCAUUUUACUCUGAUUUACCUGGAUCCCAUAAAAUACUUUCAAUCCGGGUAAGUUGGGACCUGAGUAAGAAUGGGAUCAAAUUCUGUAAAUUCAUCCUAUUUGACUCAGCAAUCUGAUUGGUGAUAUUCAUUUCGAUCUGUGCACAUCUGGGACUCACUCGUAGGAAUUAGAUAGAAAGAGAUGGAGACUCAAGUAGAUCAAACGGUCGACGAGCAAAUGUGAUGUAUUGCAAGAAAGGCAGGGGAGCUUCAGAAGGUUUUUUUCAAAAGAGGAUUCAGUGCGAUGUGAAUCUUCGGAAAGUUUAGACGUUGCACUGUGCAAAGUUUAAAAGUGUCUCGAGUAAAGAGAUAUUAAAUUGUGUAAGAGUUGUUAAAUUUCUCAUUUUUAUAUUUUUUUUAAUAUAUAAAUUCGUAUUUGUGUAAAUACAUAAAUUCGUAAAAAUUUGCCAAAUAAAUACUGAGAAAAAGUAUGUGAUAUGUAACAGUGAAAAUUCUAAAAUAUUACCUUUUAUGAAAGAAACUAUACAAAAAUGCAGUGACAUUGUAAAAGCUCGUAUUAUACAUAAUUUAAAAUACAAAGAUGUUACUUUACCAAUAACACCGGAUGAAAUCAACGGCUACUAUAUAUCAUGUUAUAGAACGUUCACUGCUCUUAAAAAAAAAUAUUUUGAUACUCAUAGUGCUGCAUCAGAAUUUCACAAGCCGCAAAAUGCUACUUGGAGUCAUCGAUAAUGUCAAGCACUUCCAGUAUGUAUACAUUUUUGCAUUUACUUUUCCGCUUAUAAUAUAAUAUUACUAUUAUAUUAUACUAUUUAAAGCAGUAGUUGCGAGGUCCAUCAUAUUAAAACAAUUCAUUUAUACGGUAACUGACUCAUCUGCUUCGAGUGAAAAUGCGCAGUUUUUCCAACCGUCUACAAGCUCAGCAGUAAUAAUUGCUAUUUUUAUUCUUAUUAUCUGCUAUUUAUUUUACUUAAUCCUUUACUUUUUUUAAAUAUGUUUUAAACACUGAAAAUAGCAAAACUACUACGAUAAAUCGGUCAAUAUAUCAAGCCAAGACACAUUUUUCUAAUACAAUAUAAUAUAUUAAAUAAACAUUAUACAUAUAAUUAUAAACGCGACUAAAAAACAGCUGUGUUAUAAAAUGUUAAAUUUCAAGACGUUUCGACUAUACUUAGUUCUCUUCAUAAUAAAUUACCAAUAUGUAUGAAUUUAGACAUAAGUGAAUUAACGUAAACAAAAA
Monomorium pharaonis (pharaoh ant) is the source of this 8254-nucleotide messenger RNA. RefSeq lists its product as uncharacterized. Bases 662 to 3934 code for a protein of 1090 amino acids. The transcript is spliced from 3 exons. NCBI's taxonomy places the organism in Eukaryota, Metazoa, Arthropoda, Insecta, Hymenoptera, Formicidae. The record is from RefSeq and is a predicted model, not a curated record.